AUGACAACCUCCGAGGGCCUGCCCUCACUCAUCGCCCCGGACAACAACUACCACAUGAGCCGGCACCUCUCGACAGGCGGCCACGACGCCGCCUACACCACCGCCCCCCUCGUAGCAGGGACGACGCCCGGGGGCAUGUCCGGGUACCAGAGCCAGCCGCGCUCCUUCUACCGAGUCCAGGGCCACAACCCGCUCUACCACCUGCAGCCUACCAACGAGUACCCGGAGGCGGCCAGGGCGGGCGCGUUCGACUCGGCCUUCCACCAGCAGCAGCAGCAGCCCGUCCCCUCCCCCGAGUCUUCGGGCUUCGCGGCGGCGCACCAGCACCCGGCCGCCGACGCGUACGGGUACGUGUACUCGCAGAACCAAGGGGCGACGGGGCUCGUAGCCAGUCCACCCACCACGACUUCUUCUUCCUUGGGAGGAGGCCGACGUCCAAGCAGCAGCAGCAACAGCAGCAAAUCCAAGCAAAAGCAAGCAGCGUCAUCAUCAUCGCGGUCCUCGCGCAAGCCGCGGGCCCAAACCGCCGGUUCCUCCCCCGAGGGCUCCUCCUCGCCCGUGCCAUUAUCCACCGGCAGCAACAAGUCAAAACUACGCAGCGCGUCGCGCACCUCGAAAAACACGCACCACAACCCGCCGGCGACGGCCGAGGAGCGCCGCAGCCGCGAGACGCACAACAACGUCGAGAAGCAGUACCGCAACCGGCUCAACAUGCACUUCGAGAGCCUGCUCAGCGCGCUGCCCGAGAGCAUGCAGUGCGGUGAGGAAGGCGGGGGCGUAGGGGGCGAGCUUGGUGGUGGUGGUGGUGGUGGUGGAGGCAGUGUAGCAGGGGGAGGUGAGGGCGCGGACCGCCGUGUCAGCAAGGCCGAGGUCCUGGAUAUGGCGCGUCGGCACAUCAAGGCGCUGGAGCGCGAGUGCGCGUUGCUCGAGGGCGAGCGGGACGAGUUGCGGGAUAACAACGAGAAACUGCGAUGGAUGUUCAGCCGGCGUGAAGGCGGCAGUGGCGGCUCCGCCGAGGGGUCGGGGUAUCUUGACUCGGGAUAUGUACCAUGA
Anthostomella pinea is the source of this 1053-nucleotide messenger RNA. Lineage: Eukaryota; Fungi; Ascomycota; Sordariomycetes; Xylariales; Xylariaceae. The record is from the annotation of a GenBank genome assembly.